AUGGUGCAAAGCCAAAUGUCACUUGGUCGACGACAACCGAUUCAGCUGCGCGACAGGAAAGGGGAAACUAUGUGUGUCGAGGAACGAAAUCAAAGAACUAUACACAUCGCAAAGCAUGAUGCCCUACACACAGUGGAAGAAAGAUCCCGCAUGAUUGAAAUUGUGCACCAAGCCUCCGGAGAGCGAGAUAGAAGCAGCUUUGAAAAACACAAAUGCCAGGAAAAGUCCAGGAUACGAUUUACGACGGAAAUGUUGCAUUGGGGUGCAGCUAAUCUUAUACCACUAAUUACUGAGCUUUUCAAUGAAUGCCUCCGCACCGGUUCCGUCCCAGAGGGAAUGGCAGACUCUAUAACUAUCCUACUCCAUAAAAAUGGGACCUAUAAAAAAAUGCCGCGACCCCAGAGUAGCACUCUAAUAACUACCCGUCCCAUUUCAUUGCUGCCUGUCCUGUAUAAGUUGUUAACAAAGAUAGCGAACAACCUAGCGAAUAGGCCGGUUUUCGAAAACGUUUCUCCACGACAGACCAUACUCACACUAUCAAUGAGAUUAUGUAGAAGAGCCACGCCGAUAUCACUUGGAAGAUCUUACAUAUGCCAUUUGCUAGAUAUACUCGAGCAAGGCUUUUCGAUACAGUUAAAAUGA
Molecule: messenger RNA, 642 nt
Organism: Cooperia oncophora
Lineage: Eukaryota; Metazoa; Nematoda; Chromadorea; Rhabditida; Trichostrongylidae
Source: the annotation of a GenBank genome assembly